Microthlaspi erraticum is the source of this 4641-nucleotide messenger RNA. NCBI's taxonomy places the organism in Eukaryota, Viridiplantae, Streptophyta, Magnoliopsida, Brassicales, Brassicaceae. The record is from the annotation of a GenBank genome assembly.
AUGGAUUCUCAAAAUCCGACUUCGCGCACCUUUGCGACUGCACCGACUUCGAUGGAUCAGUAUGAUAAUCCGUAUUUCCUGCACAGUAAUGAUCACGCUGGGUUGAUUCUUGUCUCCGAUCGCCUCACGACUGCUUCCGAUUUUCAUUCUUGGCGUCGCUCCGUACGCAUGGCUUUGAAAUUCCGUAAUAAGCUCGGAUUCAUCGACGGUACUAUCUCUCGACCUCCUCCUACUGAUAGGAAUUAUGGUGCUUGGUCUAGAUGUAACGAUAUAGUAGCUACCUGGUUGAUGAAUUCCGUUUCGAAGAAGAUUGGGCAGAGUCUCUUGUUUAUAUCUACUGCUGAGGGGAUUUGGAACAAUUUGCUAUCACGAUUCAAGCAAGAUGAUGCUCCGCGUGUGUAUGAGAUUGAACAGCGUCUAAGCAAGAUUGAGCAAGGUUCUUUAGAUGUUUCUGCUUACUAUACGGAAUUGAUCACAUUGUGGGAAGAACAUAGGAAUUAUGUUGAUCUUCCGGUUUGUACUUGUGGUAAAUGCGAAUGUGAUGCUGCUGCUCUUUGGGAAAAGCUCCAACAACGAAGUCGUGUGACGAAGUUUCUUAUGGGAUUGAAUGAGUCAUUUGAGCACACUCGUCGUCAUAUUCUCAUGUUGAAGCCUAUUCCCACUAUUGAGGAAGCUUUUAACAUUGUCACCCAAGACGAGCGUCAGAGAAUGAUUCGUCCUGUUACUAAGCUUGAUGCUAUUGCCUUUAAUACGGCUGGUUCAGUUCCUACUGAUGGAAGUAUGACUCAGGGUUAUACAGGAGAUAAUGGGGCUUAUGUUGCUGCCUAUAGUGCUCGUCCUUAUCAAAAGCCAGUAUGUACUCACUGCGGCAAAGUUGGUCACACUGUUCAGAAGUGCUUCAAGAUUCAUGGCUUUCCUCCUGGCUAUAAGGUUAAUGCCACUGCUCCGGCUUCUGCUUCUAAGCAACCUCUUCAGCCGCGAAUGCAUCAACCUCAAAUACAGCCACGGAUGCCUGCUCCUUCUUAUGCGGCCAACAUUCAAAAUGCCAAUGCGAUUGCCAAUGUGUACUCUAAUGCUGGUGGAAUGUACACUCAGUCUCCUGUUCCCUAUCCUUCUCCCUUGCCUGGUGGUGGUACUAAUGUGGAUCUGCCGACUUACUCUCCACAGCAACUCCAGGAGUUAAUCUCUCAAUUUCAAAGUCAUGUCUCAGUUCCAGAGUCUGUUGCUCCUCCUACUCAAACUGCCACAGUCACUGAUCAUGGAGUCAUGGCCCAAAUUUCAACUUCUGGUACUAUUUCUUUUCCUUCCACCAGUCUUACAUGUCAGAAUGAUAAACUUCUUUUUAAAGACCAUUGCCUUUCCUCUCUAGAAACUCUCCUUCCGCAUAAUGCUUGGAUCAUAGAUAGUGGAGCCUCUAGUCACGUUUGCUCGGAUCUAGCCUUGUUUAGCGAACUUACACCAGUUUCUCAUUUUACUGUUACUUUACCGAAUGGUGCUAGGGUCCCUAUCACGCAUACAUGCAUUGUGCAUAUUUCAUCAUCUUUGAUUCUGUAUAAUGUUUUGCAUGUUCCUGAUUUUCAUUUCAAUCUCAUUAGUGUGAGUUGUUUGGUGCGAACUUUGUACUGCUCUGCUCAUUUCUAUUCAACUUGCUGUUUAAUUCAGGAACUUUCUCAGGGCUUGAUGAUUGGGAGGGCUAAACUCUUACACAAUCUUUACAUCCUGGACAACACAGAGGAUGCUACCCCUUCUGCUUCAUCAUCGCCUUCUUUGUUCUGUGGUUCUGUUUUGGCUGAUGUCAGUGUUUGGCAUUCUCGUUUAGGCCAUCCCUCUUUUUCAACUUUACAAAAGCUUAAAAGCAUUUUACCUUCUUUUAAAGAUCAUUCUUCUGAUUUGUUUCAUUGUUCCGUUUGUCCUUUGGCGAAACAGAGGCGUUUAGCUUACAUUUCUCAUAAUAAUUUGGCUUCUCAGCCUUUCGAUUUGAUUCACUUGGAUAUCUGGGGUCCUUUUAGUGUUGAAUCUGUAGAAGGUUAUCGCUAUUUCUUAACCAUUGUUGAUGAUUGUACAAGAGUUACAUGGCUUUACAUGUUGAGAAAUAAAAGUGAUGUUUGUACUGUUUUUCCUGCUUUUUUGUCUCUUAUUUCUACUCAAUAUAAUGCUCGUCUCAAGGCCAUUCGUUCUGAUAACGCUCCUGAAUUGGCUUUCACAUCCUUGCUUCAGGAAAGAGGUAUUGUUCAUCAGCUCUCUUGUGCAUAUACACCUCAACAGAAUUCUGUGGUUGAACGUAAACAUCAGCAUUUGUUAAAUGUCGCUCGUGCUUUGCUUUUUCAAUCGAAUGUUCCCUUAUCGUACUGGAGUGAUUGCGUUCAUACUGCGGUUUUCUUGGUUAAUCGAAUGCCUUCUCCUCUUUUGAAUAAUAAAUCCCCUUUUGAACUGCUUUUAAAGAAAAUUCCUGAUUACAGCUUACUUAAAUCUUUUGGCUGCCUUUGUUAUGCCUCUACGCUUUUGAAAGAUCGUAACAAGUUUUCUCCGAGAGCAAAACCCUGUGUUUUCUUAGGCUAUCCUUCUGGUUUUAAAGGUUACAAGGUUUUGGAUUUAGAAUCCCGUUCUGUUUCUAUUUCCCGGAAUGUGGUUUUCACUGAAAAUGUUUUUCCUUUUAAGACCAGUGAAUUUGUUUCCAAGGCUGUUGAUAUGUUUCCAAAUACGAUUUUGCCUAUGCCGGCUCCUUUACAUUUUGUUGAGACUAUGCCUUUGAAUUGCACUGAACCUGAUUCUGAGAUUGACUGUGAUGUUCGUUCUUCUUCGCAUACUGCACCUGAUUCAUCUGCAUCAUCUUUGCAUCAUGCAUCUUCAUCGCAUCCUAGCACCAUUCAGUCUAGUAAUCCAGUAUCUCAAGAAUAUGAUGUAGGUCCGGUUAACAUUGUUAGACCUAAGCGAACUCCUAAGGCUCCUAGUUAUCUUUCUGAGUAUCAUUGCAACUCUUUACCUCUUACUUCUUAUGACCCCUUACCUUCUCACACUACACCUUAUCCCAUUUCUGAUUUCGUUUCUUAUGAUCAACUUUCUCCCCUUUUUCAAUCCUACAUUUUUGCCUAUAACCUUGAAACCGAACCCAAAACCUUUAAACAGGCUAUGGCUUCUGUGAAGUGGACUAAGGCAGUUAAUGUAGAACUUCAUGCUCUGGAAUUGUUACGUACUUGGGAUAUUGAGUCACUACCUCCUGGUAAGAAUGUGGUUGGUAACAAGUGGGUUUUCACCAUUAAGUACUUAUCCGAUGGUACUGUGGAGCGCCAUAAAGCGCGUCUUGUUGCUCAGGGUUUUACUCAAGAGGAGGGAGUUGAUUACUUUGACACUUUCUCACCUGUGGCUAAGCUAACCAGUGUCAAGUUUUUGCUUGGUAUUGCUUCAGCUAGUGGCUGGUCUCUCACCCAGAUGGAUGUUUCCAACGCUUUUUUACAUGGCGAUCUUGACGAGGAGAUAUACAUGAGCUUACCACAAGGCUAUACUCCACCUGAGGGAACUGUUUUGCCGCCUAAUCCUGUGUGUCGUCUUCGGAAGUCACUCUACGGUUUGAAACAGGCCUCACGUCAAUGGUACAAGCGCAUUUCCUCUGUGUUGAUGGGCGCUAACUAUGUUCAGUCUCCGGCUGACAAUACUCUCUUUGUGCGUGUUACUCUGGUGUCUUUUGUUGUUGUGCUGGUUUACGUUGAUGAUCUCUUGAUUGCCGGCAACAAUGAUGACGCCGUUGACUGGUUAAAAGGACUUCUCAGGUCAGAAUUUCUUAUCAAAGACCUUGGUCCUGCUCGUUUCUUUCUUGGAUUGGAGAUUGCACGUUCAUCUGCUGGCAUUGCUGUUUGUCAAUGCAAGUAUGCACUGAACUUGUUGGAGGAUGCUGGUUUAUUGGGUUGUAAACCGAGCUCUGUUCCUAUGGAUCCCUCUCUCUAUCUGACGAUCACAAGACCUGAUAUCACCUUUGCCGUACAUCAGUUGAGCCAGUUUCUCUCUGCUCCGACUAAUACGCAUCUCCAAGCUGCUCAUAAGGUGCUUCGUUAUCUCAAGAAUAAUCCAGGCCAGGGCUUGAUGUUCAAAGCUGAAACAGAGCUCUGUUUGAUUGGAUUUGCUGAUGCUGACUGGGGAACUUGCAAGGAGACGAGACGCUCUGUUACUGGGUUCUGCGUUUACCUUGGUACGUCUUUGAUCUCUUGGAAGUCUAAGAAGCAAUCUGUUGUGAGUCGCAAUAGCACUGAAGCUGAAUAUCGGAGUCUUGCUCAAGCUACCUGUGAGAUGAUUUGGCUUCAACAACUCUUGCGGGACUUGCAUAUCACUGUUACUUCUCCGGCGAAGCUCUUUUGUGAUAACAAGUCUGCAAUCUAUCUUGCUUCCAACCCCGUGUUUCAUGAGCGCACGAAGCAUAUCGAGAUUGAUUGCCAUACGGUACGAGAUCAGGUCAAAGCUGUACGACUCAAGUUGUUUCAUGUUCCUUCGGAAAACCAGCUUGCUGACAUUUUGACGAAGCCUCUCUACCCCGGUCCUUUCUAUUCCUUACUCCGGCGGAUGUCAUUAUCAAGUCUCUAUCUUCUUCCUUCUGCUUCUGAGCUUUCUACCAAUGUCAAGGACUCUGAAGAUACGAAGAUAUCGACUUGA